GUCCUGCAUCCUCAGCGAGGUCUCCACCCGCUCGCGCUCCAAGCUCCCCGCGGGGAAGAACGUGCUGCUGCUGGGUGAAGACGGAGCUGGAAAAACAAGCUUAAUAAGAAAAAUUCAGGGAAUAGAAGAGUACAAGAAAGGAAGAGGAUUGGAAUAUUUGUACCUAAACGUGCAUGAUGAAGACAGGGAUGAUCAAACGAGAUGUAACGUGUGGAUCUUAGACGGGGACUUGUACCACAAAGGCCUCCUGAAGUUCUCACUGGAUGGCGUUUCUCUGAAGGACACCCUCAUCACGCUGGUGGUCGACAUGUCGAAGCCUUGGACUGCUCUGGAUUCUCUACAGAAGUGGGCAAGUGUUGUUCGAGAACACAUCGACAAACUGAAAAUUCCUCCCGAAGAAAUGAAAGAAAUGGAACAAAAGCUGAUUAGAGACUUCCAAGAGUAUGUGGAGCCAGGAGACGACUUCCCAGCCUCGCCUCAGAGAAGGAGUACCACGUCGCAGGAAGACAGAGACGACAGUGUAGUUUUACCUCUGGGUGCAGACACCCUCACCCACAACUUGGGCAUUCCGGUACUAGUAGUUUGCACAAAGUGUGAUGCCAUUAGCGUAUUGGAGAAAGAACAUGACUAUAGAGAUGAACAUUUUGAUUUUAUUCAGUCACAUAUCCGGAAAUUUUGUUUACAAUAUGGUGCAGCCCUUAUUUACACUUCAGUAAAAGAAAACAAAAAUAUAGAUUUAGUAUAUAAAUACAUCGUACAGAAAUUAUAUGGAUUCCCCUAUAAGAUCCCUGCUGUCGUUGUGGAAAAGGAUGCAGUAUUUAUUCCAGCAGGAUGGGAUAAUGAUAAGAAAAUAGGAAUAUUACAUGAAAAUUUUCAAACAUUGAAAGCAGAAGAUAAUUUUGAAGACAUCAUAACUAAACCACCUGUUCGAAAGUUUGUACACGAAAAGGAGAUCAUGGCCGAAGACGACCAGGUGUUUCUCAUGAAGCUGCAGUCUCUCUUAGCAAAGCAGCCGCCAACUGCAGCUGGAAGGCCUGUGGAUGCCUCACCAAGAGUACCAGGAGGCUCUCCUCGAACACCAAACAGAUCUGUGUCGUCCAAUGUCGCCAGUGUGUCACCCAUCCCUGCUGGCUCAAAAAAAAUUGAUCCAAACAUGAAAGCUGGAGCUACAAGCGAAGGCGUCCUGGCAAAUUUCUUCAAUAGUUUGUUGAGUAAAAAGACAGGCUCUCCAGGAGGCCCAGGUGUUGGUGCUGGGAGCCCUGGAGGCGGGGCUGGCGGUGCAAGCAGUGGUUUGCCACCCUGCGCCAAAAAGCCAGGCCAGAAGCCUGUCAUAUCAGACGUUCACGCGGAACUGGACAGAAUCACACGCAAGCCAGUGACAGUCUCUCCUGCCACACCUGCAUCUCCUGCGGAAGGAGAAGCUUCUUGAAGAUACCAAAUAAAGCCAUUUAUUCAGUUUUCUGGGAUAAUGUGCACUUGCCUCUGCCUUUUCCUUCAGAAAUGGAGUUAGGAAGCUGCAGUGCUUUUUCAGGCGGACUAAAUUGAUGUCUCUCUUUCUCUCUCUCUUUUUUUUUUUUUUGGUUACCCAUUUUUAUAAAAGGAGCUACACAGAAGAAAAAUUAUUCUACUUUACGUAGGAUUGUUACUGCAUUGCCAUUUUGCAUAAGGAAGUAAUUUUGAGUUGUGAAAAUCUCAAAAUUAAUAAAUUCAAAAUACAACCAUAGAUCAUACUCUAAAGGCUGCUUAAAACAUACAGGGGGGGGUUAGGGAAGGGCAGGAAAUAUGCAGUUUGGGCAUUUGACUGACUUGGAAGACCAACCUUAUUUUAGUUAAGACUAGGAAAAUCAUUAGGAAAAGAAAUGGUUAGUUUUACUGAAAAAGAGAAAAACAAUCAAUUGUCAGAUUUUGCACACAAACACAAGUGUCCCACCACACACGGAAUGUGCUGAGCGGACUGUCACAUCGCAUCUGAUACACCAGUCACCGUCUCAAUCAGUGAUCCUGUGCAUUGUCAUCAAAACGACUUAGGAAUACUGGCCACGGCGUUUAACCGAGAAGAAAGGAAGCACACUGCCUAAAUAUGUAAGAGAAAAACGCAGAGGUCACUAACAUGUCCAGAGGUAGCGGUCUUCGGAUUUGUCUCCACAUAUAUAUAUAUAUGGCUCUGCCUUAAUAUUCCCCCUUUUUGUUUGUGACUUUCAACUGUAAUCAGUUAAUAAAGUAUUUAUUCUCUGCA
Messenger RNA from Tupaia belangeri chinensis (Chinese tree shrew), 2236 nucleotides. It is a transcript of the gene DYNC1LI1, whose product is annotated as dynein cytoplasmic 1 light intermediate chain 1. Gene Ontology annotation, biological process: microtubule cytoskeleton organization; microtubule-based movement. Gene Ontology annotation, molecular function: dynein heavy chain binding. The record is from RefSeq and is a predicted model, not a curated record. Gene Ontology annotation, cellular component: cytoplasmic dynein complex; centrosome. Lineage: Eukaryota; Metazoa; Chordata; Mammalia; Scandentia; Tupaiidae.